This is a messenger RNA of Aspergillus tanneri, 471 nucleotides long. RefSeq lists its product as uncharacterized. The record is from RefSeq and is a predicted model, not a curated record. NCBI's taxonomy places the organism in Eukaryota, Fungi, Ascomycota, Eurotiomycetes, Eurotiales, Aspergillaceae. The coding region runs from base 1 to 471 and encodes 156 amino acids. The transcript is spliced from 2 exons.
AUGGCCCCACGUCGUCAUGCAACCCCGUGGAGGGAGAGGCGUUCGGUUCAAGGUGGUUUCCUUGACCAGAAGAAGCGGGCCAAGGCCGACCGGGAGAGAUUCCGCCGCGGCAAAUGGGCAUGCUUUAAGCGGCUGAAUGAUUUGUACCUCGAUGGAAUAGAUGUCGGUCGAGAACGUCAUAUUUAUGUCGUGGUUUCUACUAAAGCUAAAGGGCGCGAUGAAUCCACACGCUACACGACUUAUAACUCACACCCUAACGAGGACUGGGUUCCACCCUUUGACAUGGUGACCAACCAUUGGCCACAAACUGAUCAGUGGGCGCCGAAAGAUUUUGAAAGGAAACAAGGCAAAGACCUGCAGAAAACGCAAAACAGUCAAGCCGCCACAAAUCGCCAACCUCGGUUCACUAUCCCAGCGCCACCUGCAUUGAACCUUCCUUUGACGCCCAUUCUGGCCGAAUUUGCUCCUUAG